Macrobrachium nipponense is the source of this 2971-nucleotide messenger RNA. RefSeq lists its product as uncharacterized. NCBI's taxonomy places the organism in Eukaryota, Metazoa, Arthropoda, Malacostraca, Decapoda, Palaemonidae. The transcript has 5 exons. Gene Ontology annotation, biological process: regulation of transcription by RNA polymerase II; sex differentiation. The record is from RefSeq and is a predicted model, not a curated record. Gene Ontology annotation, molecular function: RNA polymerase II cis-regulatory region sequence-specific DNA binding; DNA-binding transcription factor activity, RNA polymerase II-specific. Gene Ontology annotation, cellular component: nucleus. Bases 149 to 2716 code for a protein of 855 amino acids.
UCUCUCUCUCUCAGUAGCCUUUAGACAGUGGCGCCUUUGAGACGCAGAGCAGAGCAGAGCUCCGUGGCACGGCCCCUGAUCGAGAGCCCCCUCCUCUUUUCCCGUCGCCACAAUUCCCGAGGGAGGGGUUGCUGGGCAAAUUCACAAAAUGGCUACGGGGGAGAGCGUGGAAGGUGACACACUGAUCGCAAAGGCCGGAGGAAACGGUAAAUCUCGCAGAGGAAAGCUCAACAGUCAAAAAAACAAUUCCCCCUCUGUAGGCAAAGGAGAAAGAGUGGACGGGGUAGGGGUAGCUGGAGUCGGGGCUUCAGCUGGGAGAGCAAGAGGCGGCGAAGGUGGGGGAGGAGCCACAAACAAAAGCAAACGCCCUCAAUACUGCACCAUCUGCAAGAAUCACAACCAGCACGUUCUGAAAAAGAGACACAAGUGUCCGUACAGUGACUGUCAGUGCCCUUUGUGCCAACUAUCAAGACGCGUCCAGUGCAUCAUGUGCCAUCAACAGAGGCUCUGGAGGUUCAGGAAGAGCAUGGAAAAAAAUGGGUCGUCCCACGGAGGAAGCGAAGUCUCCACCACUCCGAACUCGUCCUCUGCUUCUCCCACCUCCCCAGUUUCUUCGUCCUCCUCUACUUUCGCCAGCGAAAGAGAUUGCCAGCUGCAAGAAUCGGCUUUAGAUGAUCCUCUAGGCGGCUCCGAACUCACAAACGGAAAAGAAAGAUUAAAAGGUGAACGUUCAGGUAAACAACAGGUGUGCGACAAAUGCAGGAAUCACGACGUUUGGGUUCUGAAAAGAGGACACAAGGGUAAGUGUCCUUACGAGAAUUGCACAUGUCAGUACUGUUCCUUUACCAUCAAGAGACGAGACCUGAUGAAACACCAACAAAGAGUAAGGAGGGCACAAGUGACAACUUUACCAACCACGGGAACCCAGGACUACGUUUUGCAGCCAGUGGAGAACUCAGCAGGUGCCAAGACCACCAACCUGCCUUCUCCAGAUGAGAUGUCCACGAGCUCUCCUGAUGGAAACUGUGGCAUUAACGACCAGGAACCACAUAACACUAAUCACAAUGCAUCUGUAGAAAGCCAGGUAACCUGGCCUAAUCGUUCAAGUGAUAAACCUGAAGACCUUAGAGUUUCGCCAAAAAUGUCCCAUCAGACAAGCAGAGGAUCACCCCCUGGCCAGCAAUCAAGUGGAGAUCCCACGUCCUUGCAGUCAAGCACUGACUCAACAUUAGCUCAGCAUCCACAGACUGGUUCCAUGCCACUGCAACAGGCAAACGCUGACACCAUGCCUUUCCAGCAGUCAAGCCCAAAUACCGCCUCAUUCCAGCAAGAAAGCAGGGAAUCCACACCAUUCCAACACAACCGAGAUAUGGCAAUUUCUUAUCAGCAGCAAAGUAGGGAUACUAUAACAUUUAAUCUACAGAGCAGGGAUUCAGCGUCACUACAACACUCGGCCACAGACCACACAUCAUUUCAACAACCAAUUAGAGAUUCAAUACCAUUCCAUCAGCCAAGCAGGCAAACUUCACAGUUUCAACAACCAAUGGGAGAUUCGUCAUUAUUUCAGCAAUCAAACAGGGAAUCUAUACCACUGCAGCAACAUAACAGGGAUUCAAAACCAUUCCAGCAACUGAAUGGAGAAUCCAUGCCAUUUCAGAUGCCAAAUAGAGAAUGUACACCUUUUCAGCAACCGAGCAGGGAGCCUACACCUUUUCAGCAAACAACCAGAAAUAUUGCUUCCUAUCAGCAAACAAGUAGAAGUAUGGCUUCAUUUCAACAGUCAAACAGAGAGCAUAUAGCAUUCCACCAUGAGAACAGUGACUCCACAAUUCCCUUCCAACAAUCAAAUAGAGACACUGUGCCAUUUCAAAAGCAAAGAAGAAAUUUUCCAUCAUUACAAGAGUUAAGCAAAGAUUCAAUGGUAUUUCCACACCCAUAUAGAGAUACAGAAACCCCUUUUCAGCAACAAAAUAGACAUUCCACGACAUUCCAACAAGGUAGUCCAGUGAACCCUGCUUCAACUUACACAUCAAUGGUAGCUGAAGAUGCAAUCCCGUCUCCUUUAAAACGUAUGAAAACAGAGCCUUCCUUAGAACAUGAUAUAGUUUAUGACUGUAGUGGAAUCCAGAAUAAUCUUGAAAACUACCAGCCACUUGACACUAAUGGGAACCUAACACCACCAAGAGAAUUUUUACCAAUUUCACAAGACAUUGCCUCACUGAGAAGCUAUAACAACAUUCCAAGGUCCCACCUCCAACCAAAAUUUGGAGUACAGCCUGAGGAUAUGCUGCUGAGACACUGGCCUACAAACGCCAUAGACGCUGAUAAUAACCAAUCACAAAAUGGAAGGAACAUGAGAGAAGCAUCAGUUUGUAGCCCAUUAACUCACAACCCACAGCAAUUGAAUUUACUGCAAAACCAAAUGCAAAUGCAGUCACAAAUACAUCCACAACCUCCUCACCAGCAUUUAAUUGGGGAUACAGCCGAAGUAGAUUAUAAACCUCAUGUCUCUACUGUUGGAAACUGGGGCACCUCAAAUGUUCAUAUGUCUACUCUCAGUGCACCUAGAUUACCUACCAAUAUUGCUCAGACACAGUGUAGCGCCAUGCACUUGAAUGCUUGUGAGGAGUUUGUCUCCCCAUCAGCAGUUCAAAGUCACGGUUCGUGGUGGCAUCAAGUUCGGAUGGCUGGAAUUGAAAGAACCAAUAGCUGUUAGUAAGCCAUACUAAAAUCCUUCAAACUUUGAAUUUCAAGCUGAAAAUCAACGUUAUUCCAGCAACUUUAACUUGCGUCUCUGCACAGUAGACUCAGUACUUAAAGAUCCAAACUCAUUCUAUGUGUACGUUCAAUAUUAUUGGUAAAAUGAUGAUCUCACUUCAUAGCCACUUGGAUGACAAAUAGCUCAAUGAAAUGGCAACAUUUAAAACUUAACUGCUUGACAGUCCUGUUAACAAAUAAAAUUGUAUAUGUG